Equus quagga is the source of this 2169-nucleotide messenger RNA. It is a transcript of the gene CPNE7, whose product is annotated as copine 7. NCBI's taxonomy places the organism in Eukaryota, Metazoa, Chordata, Mammalia, Perissodactyla, Equidae. The transcript has 15 exons. Gene Ontology annotation, biological process: cellular response to calcium ion. Gene Ontology annotation, cellular component: plasma membrane. Bases 51 to 1727 code for a protein of 558 amino acids. Gene Ontology annotation, molecular function: calcium-dependent phospholipid binding. The record is from RefSeq and is a predicted model, not a curated record.
CAGCGGCCCCUCGGUGCGCCCGGCCGGUACCCGAGCGCGGCAGCGGGAGCAUGAGCGCGGGCUCGGAGCGCGGGGCGGCGGCGGCCCCCGGGGUGGUGCCCGCGCCCUGCGCCUCGAAGGUGGAGCUGCGGCUGAGCUGCCGGCACCUGCUGGACCGCGACCCGCUCACCAAGUCCGACCCCCGCGUGGUACUGCUGCUGCAGGCGCAGGGCCAGUGGGUGCAGGUGGACAGAACCGAGGUGGUCCGGAGCAGCCUGCACCCUGUGUUCUCCAAGGUCUUCACGCUCGACUACUAUUUUGAGGAGGUGCAGAGGCUGCGCUUCGAGGUCUACGACACCCACGGGCCCAGCAGCCUCAGCUGUCAGGAUGACGACUUCCUGGGGGGCAUGGAGUGUACCUUGGGGCAGAUUGUGGCCCAGAAGAAGAUGACCCGGGCACUGUUGCUGAAGUUUGGCAGGCACGCCGGCAAGUCCACCAUCACGGUGAUUGCCGAGGACAUCUCCAGGAACAACGGCUACGUGGAACUCUCCUUCCAGGCCAGGAAGCUGGACGACAAGGAUCUCUUCAGCAAGUCUGACCCCUUCCUGGAGCUGUACCGGAUCAACGACGACCAGAGCGAGCAGCUCGUGUACAGGACGGAGGUGGUGAAGAACAACCUCAGCCCAGUGUGGGAGCCCUUCAAGGUGUCGCUGAGCUCCCUGUGCAGCUGCAAGGAGGCGCGGCCCCUGAAGUGCCUCGUCUGGGAUUAUGACUCCCGCGGGAAGCACGACUUCAUUGGAGAAUUCUCCACCACCUUUGAGGAGAUGCAGAAGGCCUUCGGGGAGGACCAGGCCCAGUGGGACUGCGUGAACGCCAAGUACAAGCAGAAGAAGCGAAAUUACAAGAACUCAGGUGUGGUCAUCCUGGCAGACCUGAAGUUCCACAGGGUCUAUUCUUUCCUGGACUAUAUCAUGGGCGGCUGCCAGAUCCACUUCACCGUGGCCAUCGACUUCACGGCCUCCAAUGGCGACCCCCGGAACAGCCGCUCCCUGCACUACAUCAACCCCUUCCAGCCCAACGAGUACCUGCAGGCGCUGGUGGCCGUGGGCGAGAUCUGCCAGGACUAUGACAGCGACAAGAGGUUUUCUGCUUUGGGGUUUGGAGCCCGGAUCCCUCCCAAGUAUGAGGUGUCCCACAACUUUGCCAUCAAUUUUGACCCCGAGGACGAUGAGUGUGAAGGAAUCCAGGGUGUGGUGGAGGCCUACCAGAACUGCCUGCCCCGGGUCCAGCUCUACGGCCCCACCAAUGUGGCGCCCGUCAUCUCCAAGGUGGCCUGCAUGGCAGCGGCCGAGGAGCACACCGGGGAGGCCUCCCAAUACUACAUCCUGCUGAUCCUGACGGACGGUGUGGUGACCGAUAUGGCAGACACGCGGGAGGCCAUCGUGCGUGCCUCCCACCUGCCCAUGUCCAUCAUCAUCGUGGGGGUGGGCAAUGCUGACUUCACCGACAUGCAUGUCCUGGAUGGGGAUGACGGCGUCCUGCGCUCCCCAAGGGGCGAGCCCGCACUCCGUGACAUCGUGCAGUUCGUGCCCUUCCGGGAGCUCAAGAAUGCAUCCCCAGCAGCGCUAGCCAAGUGUGUGCUGGCCGAGGUGCCCAAGCAGGUGGUGGAGUUCUACAGCCACAAGGAGCUGCCUCCGCGUGGCCUCGGCACCCACGCCCGAGCAGCCGGCCCAGGCUCAGCCCCGUGAGGACACCCCGAGAGAGAGGGCGGCCAGGAGGCGUCCCGUCUCCGUCUCCAGCACCCUUGGGGCCCCUUAGCACCCCUCAGAGGCCUCCUGUCCCCCAGCCCAGGCCCGCCCCUCGUCCUCCCACGCUCCUGCUGCCGGGGUCAGCCUCCAGGCCUCCAAGGUGCGGGAUGAACAAACCCAGGCCCGUGGGGAGUCCUGAAGCAGGAGCUGCAGUGUGGGGCUCACAGUGGCGCCAUGGCUGGCCCUUCCCAGCUGGGCGGAUGUGGGAAGGAGGUCCUGGGAGCUGGAGGGGCCUCCAGCUCAGCUGGGGGUAGGACCUGCUCCUGAAUGAAAAGACGGGUGUGGAGCGGGGGUUCCUGCUGUUCAGCCGAUCUUUGGUAGGCAGCGUUCGGUCAGAGAAAACACCCCUGUCCCGUCCCCACAGGCAGAUUCCUCUUUGUCC